Molecule: messenger RNA, 2042 nt
Organism: Tigriopus californicus
Lineage: Eukaryota; Metazoa; Arthropoda; Copepoda; Harpacticoida; Harpacticidae
Product: pre-mRNA-splicing factor 38B-like
Exons: 7
Coding region: 573-1823 (416 amino acids)
Cellular component (GO): precatalytic spliceosome
Source: RefSeq, a predicted model, not a curated record
UCUCUCGCAUCACUCCCGUUCCACAUCAUUCCCCCACUGCUUCUCCUAAGCCUUGAGCCUAGGUUUACGGUCUAGUCAUUCAGGCGGGUGUUUUUUCCCUCCGAAUCCAUUCCACUACGGAUUUGAUCGCCCUUUUCAUGCUCACCCGCUAACUCGUCCUCCCAUUGUCUGGCUGUCUAUCUUUGUGUCUGUCCAGGUGGCUGGAUCGGUAGCCUUCAACCAGACUUUAGCCCAUCUGGAUUUGGCUUCAUCGCUUGGCCUUUGUAAACCACUGGAACCCCGAAUGGCUUGGCCCGAUUCUUGAUUUUUGACUUCGGUAUCAGUUCCCCUCCCUUCGAUGGUGGUUUAGCUUGCCUGCUGAGUUGUUGGCAAAGUGUACAAAGUGUGUGCAUUUGUUUCCCUCGAGUCCUCCGUCCAUGGACGAACGUCUUGUGUGAAAUCCGAUCGAGGUGAAAACCGAGGCCAAGAUCACUUUGUCAAGAGUGGGAAAAAGAAGAGACGAGAAGAAGUAAACGGAUCCGUUGUUGUUAGCGUAAUCAAAUCCGGUAUAAUAAGGUCUAGGAGAUUUGAUCAUGUACUAUCACCCUUCAGCCGUGGUCCAUGCUCCUCCCCCUGCGUCUUCGUCCUCGUCGUCUCUGUCGCUGGAGGCGGCCAGAGGCGCCCCCUUUCACGGGAAUGAGGCCCACUACAACGGAGGCCAUGCCAAUGUUGACGAGGAGGAAGACGACGACGAUCCCACCGUUUGUAAGAAUCCCAAACAGGGUAACGUCUUGCCCAUUCAUGGCAAUGCGGCCACCUUAAACAUCAAUAAUCUCAUUCUUACCAAUAUCCAAGGAUCUCCCUACUUUAAAGUGAGCCUCUUUGCCCUCAAGACCUAUCAUGAGGUUAUUGAUGAGAUCUACUACAAAGUCGAUCAUCUCGAACCGUGGGAACGAGGAUCUCGAAAGACCUCCGGUCAAACGGGCAUGUGUGGAGGAGUGCGAGGGGUCGGGGCUGGUGGAAUCGUCUCAUCAGCUUACUGCCUUCUAUUUAAAUUGGGCACUUUGAAGUUGACUCGCAAACAAUUAAAUGGCCUCAUCAAUCACAGUGACAGUCCUUACAUUCGAGGCCUUGGUUUCAUGUACAUCAGGUAUACGCAAAGCCCAAGCGACUUAUGGGAAUGGUUCGAACCUUAUCUCGAGGACACUGAGAUGAUUGACGUUAAAGCAGGUGGUGGGAAGCAAAUUACAAUCGGGGCCAUGGUCAAAUCGUUCUUGGAGAAGCUGGAAUGGUUCGAUACCAGAUUCCCUCGCAUCCCAGUUCACACACAGAAACAAAUCAAUGCCAACCUCGAAGAGUACUACCCCAGUGGCACUUCAGCCGGUACAGCGUCCUUUGAACCUCAAACCGAGAUUUCUGAGCGAUCUGACGAUCGGUCAAACUAUCGAGAGCCUAGAGGAAUGGAUCAUCGAAGUCCAGAUGCCAGAAAAACGACGAGUAGGCGCUCUCGAGAUUGGAGCGAGUCUCGAUCAAAAGAUGUGAGCUACGAAAACGAUCGCGAUAGCAAUCGGAAACGAGAGCGGGAGCAUUCGAGGCACAAACAUGCUCGCAAAAAACGCUCUAGGUCACGAUCACGUUCGAGAUCGAGGGAUGACGGUCGAAAGCGGAGUCAUAAGAAAACGAAAGAAAGAAGGCGCUCUCGAUCACGAGAUCGUGACCACAAUCGGCGACGGGACGACCCCUCCAGGAAAGAGCGAAGCGCUCCUUAUGAGGAUGAAUUGAGGAAAUACUCCAAGGAAAGAAAGAAAAGCAAAAAACACAGACGAUCCCGGAGCAGAAGCUAACAAUUGGAUCAGUUAACUUUACUGGGCUCUACAAUGACAAUUACCAGCAUCAGUACAACCACUACAAAAACUACAUCCAAACUAGGCACUCCAAGGCACAUGCUUUUCCAGUUAUUGUGGCUUUACUAAAAAUGUUUGUGAAUGGAUGUCCUCAAAGGAUGCUUAUUUUGCCACAAAAAUUAUUGUGACCUCACUCUGAAUAUAAUAUGUAUGCAAUGA